UGUGGAUGACAAAAUUCUCUUCGCUAUUUGUGUUUGUUCAAAAGACAGUUAUGCAGCCCAAAGUAAAAUUAAUAAUGUAAAUAAUUAAUCGGAAAUCAAGCGCAGCAUCGAAACCGACGGUUUAUGUGACUCCUGAUUACAAAUCUCUGUCCAACAUGGCAGGCAGGAAUCGUCCUGUCCAACACAAAAACUUCACAACGAUAUUUUCGAAGCUGCAAGGUGCUUUUUCGGACGUCGUUACGCAUCCAAAAUACGCUACUGAUAAAAGGACUUUAGACAAAACAUGGAAACUAAUGGACAAAGUGGUCAAACUGUGCCAGCAUCCAAAGAUGAAUUUGAAAAAUUCGCCCCCUUUUAUAUUAGAUAUUCUACCAGACACCUAUCAAAGGCUUAAGCUUAUCUACUCAAAAUAUGAGGACAAUUUACAAGCAUUACACUCUAUCGAACACUUUAACAUAUUUAUAAUCAAUUUAAUGCGUAAGUGUAAACAAGCUAUUAAGCUUUUCAAAGAGGGCAAAGAGAAAAUGUUUGACGAAAAUUCGCAUUAUAGAAGGAAUUUGACCAAAUUGAGUUUAGUGUUUAGUCAUAUGUUAAGUGAACUUAAGGCAUUAUUUCCAAAUGGUGUGUUUGCUGGGGAUUUGUUCCGCAUCACCAAAUCUGAUGCUGCAGACUUUUGGAGAACAAACUUUGGAAAUAGCACUCUGGUACCUUGGAAGAUUUUCCGUCAAGAACUGAACAAUGUUCAUCCCAUCAGUUCUGGACUCGAAGCGAUGGCAUUGAAGUCGACGAUAGAUCUAACGUGUAACGACUACAUAUCGAAUUUUGAGUUUGAUGUUUUCACUAGGCUGUUCCAACCGUGGGCGACGCUUCUUCGGAAUUGGCAGAUAUUAGCUGUGACCCAUCCAGGUUAUGUAGCCUUCUUGACCUACGAUGAAGUUAAAGCUCGUUUGCAAAGGUAUUCCAAUAAAGCAGGUAGCUAUGUGUUCCGGCUUUCCUGCACUAGACUGGGCCAAUGGGCAAUUGGAUACGUGACAGGUGAUGGAGAGAUACUGCAAACCAUACCCCAGAACAAGAGUCUCAUACAGGCGUUGCUUGACGGAUACAGGGAAGGAUUUUAUCUGUAUCCUGAUGGACGGCCCGUAAAUCCUGAUCUGUCGUGGGCAGUGCAACCUUCGCAUGAAGACCACAUCUCCGUCACCCAGGAACAGUACGAGUUGUACUGCGAGAUGGGCAGUACUUUUCAGCUAUGCAAGAUAUGUGCUGAGAAUGAUAAGGACGUCCGGAUAGAACCCUGUGGACAUCUGCUUUGUACACCUUGUCUGACAGCCUGGCAAGCGGGUUCCGAAGGGCAAGGAAGCCAAGGCUGUCCGUUCUGCCGCGCCGAGAUCAAAGGCACCGAACAGAUAGUGGUGGACCCUUUCGACCCCAGAAAAUCCCAUCAGCGCAUCAAACCGGGGGCACCAGGGGCGGCGCUUUCAGGGGCAGUGGCAGCGGCCGCCGCUGUGGACGAUGAUGAUCUGGACAUGGAGGAUGCAGGUGAGCUUUGGAACUGUGCGGGAAGUAGUCUUCACGCUUUGUCAAUUACACCUAGGAACGAUAUAUCGGCAUCAGCCAGUCCAAUGAUAUCACCAGGUAGCAGCCCCCGCUGUGUUCGUCGCAACGUUCCUGUGGUGGUGCCCCCUACCGGGCCCCCACCGUUGCCUCCCAGGAAAAGUUCCCCUACCCACGAUCCACCGCCAGCACUUCCAACCACAUCAACAGACAGCUACCUACGGAACGGCAUCACAGAGGCGCAGUCAGUCUCUAAUCUCAGCCAACAAGGGGCUACCACCAUUGAGGUACCUCAGGUACCAAAAAGCAGUUCCAUGUUGAACGUGAGCAACAACCCAGACUUCUGCGAAGAUUUCACGGUAGAAAACGAAGUGAUCGAGCUGAGCUCUCCCGAGACUAUCUAUGGCGUGGUGAUCCAGAAUUGCGACUAUUACGACAGGAAUACUAUAGAAACGAAGCUCCCUAAUAGACACCUCAGCUGCCCUUCAAAAAGGUCAGCGCAAAAUACUCCGAAACCCGUCAAGUCCAGCACGACUCCGAAUAUCAGUCAGUCUAAUACUAUGACGUCAUACGAAAAUAUCGAAGUGGAAACUUCACAGGAUUGUUCAAAAAGGUACAAUCCCCUGGAGCGUGAGACGAACGUCUCGUACGAAAACCUGAACAUGGACUACAUAAAAAAAUUAGUCAGCGAGGGCUAUUCCCGAGAUUCGGUGAUCAAAGCGUUAGGAAUCACUAGGAAUAACAUUGACAUGGCGUGCGAUAUCCUUCACGAAUUCGGCACAAAGCUGGGAUAGCAGAUAGUAGCAGAUGAUUAGUUGAUAGUAGUGAAAGUAGAUCACUUUACUUUUGCCAUAUCAGAUACGUUUCUUAAAGGUACCUUCAAAUUAUUUAUUACGGUCCGGUUUUUCAGUUGUCUGUUAACCGCCUUUCAGAAAGUCACAAAAUGCUGUUUUCAAUGUCAGAUUUGUCCGAAAAUGGUAGAUGACUUAAUUAACCUUUUUUGCUUGACAGUGACAUAAGUUGUCCCAGAUGACACGAGCCACAAACAUCGAACGUCAUAAAACGCACAUAACACGAUAAUUCAGACUUAGAAGCAUGGUUGCCCGAUCAACGGUUGCGGGUUGGUUAACCAGAGCAGAAAACGAAUUUAUGGACAACUAAUAGUUAACUUGCAAGUUAUAGUUACCAAACUUGAAAGUUAACCAGCGACUGUUAAACCGGGCCGUAGUGUACUAGCAGUGCCACUAACUUGACAUUACAAGCAAAAAAUCUCCGAUAAGUAAUAGUCAUUUGACAGUUUUACUUGGAAAGUUUUGUGCGAGUUUUCAAAACAGGUGAUUUUAGAGAUUUUUUCGAAAUUUCACUUUUUUAUUAUUAAACUAAAAAUGAUUUCUUAUAAUUUUGUUUCACUAAAGCCCGAUUUUACUAUUGACUCGCGGGAUCUAAAAUCUCGAUCCGGAGCAUAAUACACGAAUGAGAAGGCGUGAUUCUAUAUCAAUUGAAUAUAGUCGAUUUCUUCUAAAAUAUAUGUCAUUUUUUUAUGUAUUACCUGGUUUAGCUACAAAAACAUAUUUUUUCACUUGAUCCAGAUAUCAAAACCUAUGACCCGGAGCAACGAUGACCAAUUAAAAAGCCUUUUUAAUUUUCAUCGAAAAUGGGCCAGUCGGAAACAAGGAUCAUAAACCCACCAUGCAGGUGAUAGAACCAAAUUCAAAAUAAACAUAAACACCUGAGAAAAUUGAAAAAGGAUAUAUCGGUUGUUAAUUAGGUGUAGACUUCAACUAACUCCUUAAUUAUCUUUCAUUACCACAUGUUUUUGCUGUUGUAUCUAAUUCGCAUGUUGUCCUUAAAUAGAGAUGUUUCUGGCUUCCAAUUAUUUUAAACACCUUUAUCUGGUUUAGACGAAUGUAUACUGCCUUUGCUUUAUUUAAUUUAGAAAAAAUGGUAGAAAUCAGAUAAAUUAUACAACAAAAGAAAGGUCUGUGAAAUGUAAACUCUUCUUUCUUGUGCUUCUUUGUCGGCUACAGAUGGAGUGUGUAUGCGAAUUCAGAUACUGAUUCUGAGCCCCUAGCACGACGCCUACGAUGCUCUUCGACAACUUCCAGAGUUUGAUAGGAUGAAUCCGUCGCAGAAUUAUAGUAAAAUAUCGAUUUAAACGCUGCAGAAGGUAGUGGUUCUACUUAUGGAUUACUUAUAAUAAUCUGACACCUAAAAUAUCCGGAUGAAACACUACCCACUUACUUAUUAAUAACCACUAACUUAAAUAACAUUCACCGUAAACUCAAAAACAACUCAGUAUCACAUUCAAAAUAAGCUCCCAUUGAUCGUAGCGGCACUUGAAAUAACUCUUUCU
Acanthoscelides obtectus is the source of this 3904-nucleotide messenger RNA. NCBI's taxonomy places the organism in Eukaryota, Metazoa, Arthropoda, Insecta, Coleoptera, Chrysomelidae. The record is from the annotation of a GenBank genome assembly.